CACUUCUGCCCAGCCCCAGCUCUCGUUUCCUGCCUCAGCUCAGGAGCCAAGGACUCAGGGGGGUCGGGGCCUCCGGCUUCCUCCGCCGGGCCCAGGCAGCCCUCGCACCCACAUUGCCGGCACGUGACCGGAAACCCAGCCGCUUCUGAGCUCCUCCCGGCUGUUGCACGAGCAGCCCCAGGCUGAAAUGGCCGCAGCGCCUCUGCACUCGUGCUGGGGGGUCCCUGAGCUCCGCUUCUUCCAUUCCCUCCUGGCCUUCUGGUGCGCAUUCGUGGGCAGUGGCUCUGCCGUGACAGUGACCCAGGCGCCAACCUUUGCCAAAGGCUUCCCAGGGAAAGAUGUUUCCUUCAGUUGCUCUGUUGAUGCUGCAAACUAUUAUUUCUACUGGUAUCGCCAAGUGCCUGGGAAGACAGAGCUGGAAGUCCUUGGGUACUUCUCCAGUUCCACAGACGAAUUUGAAGGGAGCCCAGCGGAGUGGAAGGGUCGGCUGAAAGCAAAGUGGAACGACGGAGCAAACAAAAGAUCCAUGAGCCUGGAUCUGACAGUUAAGCCAGAUGACACAGGCUUCUAUCUCUGUGCUCCGGUAGACACGGUGAAAGAGAGAGGAACAGUGGCAAGUGCAAAACUGAGUAUCAGGAACGAAUCUGCCCUUUAUUAUUUUCUAUUGAUAUCCAUCUUUUACCUGACAUCAUACCAAUCCAUGGGUAACUCUGCUUUACACCCUAGUGCCCUCAUAUUUAAAAUAGCCUUCUGCCAAUUUAUGCCUUUCAGAUGCACAGAACUACAGUGUUUACACUGGCCAUGGGGUGAGAGUUUUGUUCUAACACAGUAUAAGACCAUAAGAACAGUCCUGCAUGAUAAAGGCAAGGCCAUUUUAGCCCAGCAUUUAACUUCUCACAGUGGCCAGCCAGAUGUUUCUGGGAUGCUCGCAAACAGAAGACAGAGAUGCAGGUCUCUCCUACAGCUGUUUUACUGUAACUGGAAUGUGAAGGCCUGGUGCCCCUAA
Messenger RNA from Candoia aspera, 1006 nucleotides. RefSeq lists its product as uncharacterized. Lineage: Eukaryota; Metazoa; Chordata; Lepidosauria; Squamata; Candoiidae. Gene Ontology annotation, biological process: cell surface receptor signaling pathway. The record is from RefSeq and is a predicted model, not a curated record. Gene Ontology annotation, cellular component: plasma membrane. Bases 188 to 1006 code for a protein of 272 amino acids. The transcript has 2 exons.